Messenger RNA from Penicillium brasilianum, 3176 nucleotides. The record is from the annotation of a GenBank genome assembly. Lineage: Eukaryota; Fungi; Ascomycota; Eurotiomycetes; Eurotiales; Aspergillaceae.
CUCCGUUGAACGGUCGUUGACUGAUCCUCGCCAUUCCCGUAUCUUUUAUUCUUCCCCCCAUCACCGCCUUCUGUCCUCUUUCUCCUUUUCCCCCCUCUUUCUCCCUCCAUCACCGCCUUCAUCCUCUUCCAUCACCGCCUUUUCCACUUCAUCAUCACCGCCUUUUCAUUUCAUCACCGCCUCCCGUGCGGUGAAGCCUCAUCGCCUUCCUUUCCCCCCUGCGACGUGCAGACCGCCCUCUACUGCCCCCCCAGUUUUGCCCGCACAUCCAUACGAAAAACAUUCUUGCUCGUUGACGACGACGUGCACCUCGACUUGGGCUGUGCCUGGUUCCUCGGCCUGCCCCUGCCCUCACUUGUCGAGGUCGUCGCCCGCCACGUCGACCUGACGUGUUGUUGUGCUCAGCUGGGUUUCUGCCCUUCCCCUCUGAUUCGUCCAGACCGCGUGCUGCUUUGUGGCCGACGGUCAUCGCGCGUGUUACUUGAUCGCUGACGGGGACUCGAACGUGCCAUCAAGGCAAUUGGAGUCGUCGGUGGACUCUGGUCACUGACGCGUCGGCAAAUCCCGACUCUUCCCCCCACCUACAUACACGCACACUCCCUCACCGGGCCCGACCACCUACGGUCUCCUCUUCAAAAUGGGUCGUAAGCCCAAUCAGCUCAUUCUUGAGUUCUUCAUUCGAGGUCCUAAGCUAGAGGACUCGAGCAACCGCUAUCAGCAUACCUGCAAGGCCUGUGGCGAAAAGUUCCCGAAAGGUCGUAUCGAUAGCCUCACCAACCACCUGGUCAAGAAGUGCCAGGCCAUUCCGCUUCGUGAUCGUCAGCGCGUUCUCCUGCGCCUUCAUGAACUUCCCGACCUGGCCGAAGGUGAUGCCAACAAGGAUCCCAAUGCGCCUGCUGGAAAGAAGGGCGACGGUUCCUUCGGUACUCGCCCCAACUUCGAUGGUCUAAACGUGCUUGCAGAGGCGUCCCGCCAGGUGGGUGCCUCGGAUCAUACAAAACGAGGCCCUGCAUAUACUCAGUCCGUGACGUCCGGUGGAAAGACCGUGGUAGUUGAUCCAGCACUAGAGGCCGAGUUCACCGUUCAGUCCGAUGUCAAAGAUGAAGACGAGAAUGCUCAGGGAAAUGCUCACCCCUCUGGUACUCCUACCAUUCCUGCCCUCCCCAGCCAUACCUCCGACCACCAUACUUCCAUGUCGCCCCCUCUCGGCGACCACUCGAUGACCCCCGAUUCGACCUCCAAUGCGCGCCAGUCACAGCUGUCGAUGAUUGCCGCCUCUGCCAACGAGAUGGUCCCUCAGGGACUGACAAUGGAUGAUGACGGAUUGAAGAUGGGUCAAUGGGGUCAGCAGCUGACGACCCACGAGCAACUCUUGUUCGACAGUCUGCAGGAGCAUGACCCGUCCCUGACUGCUGCCACCCAGCGCGCCGCAUCGUUCCCACGGCCCAUUGCAAUGAACCCCAAUACCCAGGCCAAGGGGUUUGUCAACGAGUUUGGCAACUCUACCAAACCUGCCAAGCCCAAGGUUCGCGGCCGCUUCUCGGAUGAGCGUCGUCGCGAGGUUCAAGAAGUGCGCAAGCGCGGAGCGUGCAUCCGUUGCCGCAUGUUGAAGAAGCCGUGCUCGGGAGAAACUCCCUGCACCACCUGUGCCAGUGUUGAGAGUGCUCGCCUUUGGAAGCACCCGUGUAUCCGAACUCGCCUGUCUGAAGAAUUCGAGCUCUACAAUGCCAAUCUGCACGCAACUCUUGCCUACCACGACACGAACUCCAUUAAGAACCAGGUCAAGUUCGAGCAUUACGCUGGCCGCAUUGAAGUGACUCAUCACGAGGAGAGCUUGGUCUAUGUUACCAUUAGCGGACUCCAGGGCCACCGUGCCUCUGUCUCGGCUCUUGACCCGCAGCUUCAGGGCUUGGGCGACGACCAGUUCUCUGCACCUACCCAGGAAAUCUACCUGCUGGACAGCGAUGCCGAUGAUAUUCCCAGUAAGCUGGAAUUGUACAUCAAGAAGACUGCUACGUUCUUCCUCGAGCGUGAGGAGUCCAACUUUAUGAAGUCCACCUUACUGCUGGCCUCUGAGCUAGCUCAGGCUAAGAAGGAUACCCUCCUUGAACGUGCCGUGGACUUGUGGGUCGCUACUCACAUUUUGGUCGACAAUGAGCUUUCCUGGAAGACCUACUGCAACCCCACGCUUCCUCCCACCUCGAUGCACUCUUUGUCCCAGCCCUCGGACGAGGGUCGCCUUCCAAUUGAGGAAGUAUCGGAUCCCGAGUCGUACGCCCUGCUGUGCAGCCAGCUGCGAGCCGCCAUGGAGAAGCGUGCCAUGCAGCUGAGCAAGUCAGUCAUCAACGACCUUGAGCGCCGUCUGCUCCAGCGCCAGAAGACUGGCUGGUUUGAGACCUUCCUCGUUGCUGUCGUUCUUCUGAACUGCGUCGAGCGUACCUGUUGGCUCUUCCGCUCAUGGGAUAACGAAACAUUUGCUCAGCGGUGGCCCUUGGAUAAGCGCCCGCCCUACUAUUACAGCCAAUCCGAGCGCUUCGCCGACAUCCUGCACAUGCUUCUCCGCAUGCGCAGCCUUCCCCCCAAGUCGGUCGUUCGCCCAGAUAAUGGCACCCUCAAGGCAGUCGACGGCAGCGACGAGUAUGCUAUGCGCUGGUUCGACAUGAUCCAGGUCACCCCUUACUACCUCGAGGAGCGCACCAAUGCCAUUUUCGAUGCCCAAGACUCGCGUUCGCUCGACCUUCGCCACAGCGCUGGUCUGCUCCUGCCGCACAACACCUAAAUUACGAGUCAUGAAUUCAGAUCUCUCGCUGAGCACCCUUAUAGGGUGGGAAAUUUAAUACAUGUCAGAGUCGCAACAACGUCAUCGAUUUUGUAUGAUUUCAAGGGGAUGGAUGAUUCCACUGCUUGAGAAGAAAAUAAUGCAAAAAAGGAACUUCGUGCAUGAAUUCUGAGCGAGGCAGGGGUCAUCAUUUUGUUCUGAUUAUUCUUUCUGCCUUUCAAACGGUGUCUGUGGGAUUCAGAUGGUGUUUUGGUGUUCGGAGGCGAAACUUGCCCGGACUUUCAUGUCGUCUUGCUGUUCAAGAGUAAUUGUUAGGAUUCAAUGUCAAACUAAUUGUCAGAAUAAGUCGUCUUCUUGUUCUUCACGAUCGUAGGUCGUAAGUUUGGAGGUGUGGUAG